This is a messenger RNA of Argentina anserina (silverweed cinquefoil), 2299 nucleotides long. Its product is annotated as zinc finger protein GAI-ASSOCIATED FACTOR 1-like. The record is from RefSeq and is a predicted model, not a curated record. Lineage: Eukaryota; Viridiplantae; Streptophyta; Magnoliopsida; Rosales; Rosaceae. Gene Ontology annotation, cellular component: nucleus. The coding region runs from base 247 to 1953 and encodes 568 amino acids. The transcript is spliced from 3 exons. Gene Ontology annotation, molecular function: DNA-binding transcription factor activity.
CUAUUGCUUCAUCAUGACCACAGUGCAUCAGAAAUGAAGCAGUUUUCUCUGAUUUUGUCUUCCUCGAUCUAUUCCCAAAACCAGAAUCCUGAUUUCUCUCCACCAAAAACAAGCUAAGCUAAGCUAAACCCUCCUCCUAGCUAGAAAGCAGCACCGACAACAGAGGAAAUAGAUAGCAACAGAAACCGAGAGUGUAGUGCGGGGAAAGGACAAGCUGGGCUAGAUAAUUGUUUCUCAAAGUUCAACAUGUCAAAUAGUACAUGUGAUAUUGAAGAAGGUAGCUUCUCCUCAGGGAACACAGUUGGGGAAGAACAUCAAGAAAAGCAGCUUCAAAAACACUUGCAUGGCUCCAACUCCGGCGGAGGUUCCGGAGGUGGGAAGAGUAACAGCAAUGGCUCUGUCACUACCCAACAGCAACAGCAGCAGCCAAUCAAGAAGAAGAGAAACCUUCCCGGAACACCAGAUCCGAGUGCAGAAGUUAUUGCUCUAUCACCAACGACUCUCAUGGCAACGAACCGGUUUGUGUGUGAGAUCUGCAACAAAGGGUUUCAGAGGGACCAGAACCUUCAGCUUCACAGGCGAGGCCAUAAUCUUCCGUGGAAGCUGAGGCAAAGAACCAGCACUGAGGUUAGGAAAAGGGUUUACAUAUGCCCUGAGCCAACCUGCGUCCACCACAACCCUGGUCGUGCUUUAGGAGAUCUUACUGGCAUCAAGAAACACUUUAGCCGAAAACACGGUGAGAAAAAGUGGAAAUGUGACAAGUGCUCCAAGAAAUAUGCAGUGCAGUCAGAUUGGAAGGCUCAUCAGAAGACUUGCGGGACUAGGGAAUACAAAUGUGACUGUGGAACCAUCUUUUCCAGGAGAGAUAGCUUUAUCACACAUAGAGCUUUCUGUGACGCAUUGGCCGAAGAAAACAACAAAGUAAACCACGGACUCAUAAUGAACAACAACAUGGGGACCCAUAACCAAAUGCCGGAUCACCUCAUCUCCUCCAUGCCACUAAACACUAACACCUCUAUGGGAAUAGGAGCAGGAGCAAUCUCUGAAUACAACAACUACGACCCCAAAAACCCUCUGAAGUCCCUCCCGGAUGAGCUUGUCCCAUUGCCGUUCAAGUCCAUCAUGAACACCAAUCUCCCAGCCGGAGGAGGAAUGUUUUCCAGCAGUUCCGGCUCACUAUUUGGUGGCCCUAGAAGUGUCAACAACAACUCCUCCAACCUCCAAUUGAGCUCCAACAACAGCUCCUCCGCCGGAUUCAACUACCUUCAAGACAGCAAAAAUGGCUGCGGUGGAAACCCUAAUCUAACCGCUUCGGCUCAAAUGUCAGCCACUGCUUUGCUCCAGAAGGCAGCUCAAAUGGGAGCUACUGCCAGCAACACUACUAUAAACUCCCCUAUGAUGCAGAAGAGCUUCGUCACCAGCAUGGCCGGCCCCGAGAACCACCACCUUCUCUCCAAUAACUCUAUCAACGUCACUCGACCGCCGUACGAUCACCACCCUCAGUUCCAGCAAGUCCAACAACAGAUGCCGGAUCACCACCAGAUGGUGGGGAUGCACGGCUUUACCAACCAGCUCUUCGGUGACGCCAACGGUACCACAGCAGCCAACUCGGCCGCGAUGAGUGAUCAGAUGGGGAUGCUCAGUCAGGCGGUGUUUACCAUGGGGAGUGGAGGCAGCCAUGAGCAGAAUCAAGCAUUGCUGAGGAACUUGGAGCAGCAGAGGUUCAGGGUGACCGGCGGAGAAGGAGGCGACAUGACUACGCUUGAUCUCUUGGGGCUCGGCGGAGGAGGAGGACCACGGCCUCAGCCGCAGAACUUGCAUGAGCAACAUCAGCAGAGGUUGGACUUGGAGGCGAUGAGUCAGCCGAGUAUGCCGAUGAUGAACCCUUUCCACCAGCAACAACAGCGGCCGCACGGUGACUCCCCGGUGGAAAGCAACCCGUUUGGGAUGUGAUCUUCUUGAUCGGUUAUGGUGUACUAGCUAUGAGUUAUCAUUUACUUGGAAGAACUAGGUUUUGUUUUGUGUCUUUUUUCCGUCUUUGCUGACAAGGUGAGGGUCCGGAGGGGGCCUUUCAUACAUUGUUUGUAUUGUUGUGAAGGGGGGUUAGGGGACCUUUGGGAGUUAAGGCAAGUCGAAUAUAGGCCUCUGUCUCGAACGAAAUCGCCAUUUAUGUAUGACCCCAGUCAUAUUACAACUCUUAGGAAGUAGAAUAAAUUUCAUUUUAUUCACUCAAGUAACCAAAAACAUUAAUUUUUUCCUAUUUAUAAUCAAGAAUUUUAUACAUUCUCGAGAAGUUGAA